Camponotus floridanus (Florida carpenter ant) is the source of this 4921-nucleotide messenger RNA. RefSeq names its product structural maintenance of chromosomes protein 4 (gene glu). Bases 239 to 4504 code for a protein of 1421 amino acids. The transcript is spliced from 8 exons. Lineage: Eukaryota; Metazoa; Arthropoda; Insecta; Hymenoptera; Formicidae. The record is from RefSeq and is a predicted model, not a curated record. Gene Ontology annotation, molecular function: ATP binding; protein binding; ATP hydrolysis activity. Gene Ontology annotation, cellular component: chromosome. Gene Ontology annotation, biological process: mitotic chromosome condensation.
AUAAUAAUAAUAUUUAUAUCCAUCGGGUAUAACCUUAUACCACUGUUUUUUGUCGUUUACCGUGAAAGAUCGUGUGUGAAUAUGUGAAUACUCAGUAUGUUUGUAUAACACUACGUUUAAGUUAGUCAACUUAACUCAAUGAAAGAAUAUUGAUGAUAUGAUGAUUCUUGCUGAUAAUAUUAUUGGCAAGGUAACCUCGAAUCGUAAAGUGAGAGUUAUUGGCUGAACUUAUUUCAUAAUGAAUAGUGACUCUCAGAAGAGAAUAACUCCUAGUGAUGACAUGGAGGUUGACGAACAAAACACCGAAUACGAAGAGAGUGGCUUGAGAGUCGAUGACGAGAUAUACAUCCCACCGCCACUGAGAACUUUCAGUGAGGCCGAUACGACUGGUCCAAGACUCAUGAUUACUAAGAUCAUCAAUGAGAAUUUCAAAAGCUACGCUGGCACAAUUACCAUUGGUCCUUUCCACAAAAGUUUCUCAGCAAUAGUUGGUCCCAAUGGUAGCGGCAAGAGUAAUGUAAUAGAUUCUAUGUUGUUUGUGUUUGGUUAUCGUGCUAGCAAGAUUAGAUCAAAAAAGAUCUCUGUCUUAAUACACAAUUCCAACGAGCAUUCGAAUUUGAAUAGCUGCACUGUCUCUGUACACUUUCAGAGAAUCGUUGAUAAAAAUCUUGAAGGAGACUAUGAAGUCGUCCCAAAUAGUGAGUUUGUUAUAUCUAGGACUGCGUUUAAAGAUAGUUCAUCAUAUUAUGAGCUUGAUAAGAAGAAAGUGCAAUUUAAGGAAAUUGCUAAGGUUCUCCGGUUUCAUGGAGUCGACUUGGAUCAUAAUCGGUUUUUAAUAUUACAAGGUGAAGUAGAACAAAUUGCAAUGAUGAAACCCAAGGGAGAAAAUGAAAAUGAUAUCGGAAUGUUGGAAUUUCUGGAAGACAUUAUUGGCACAUCUCGUUAUAAGGAACCUCUGACAAAGUUAGCAGAUAAAGUUGAAAUGUUAACAGAGCGUAGGAUAGAGAAGUUACAUCGUCUCAGAGUUGUGCAGAAAGAAAAGGAGAAUUUGAAGGAGCCUAUGCAAGAAGCAGUGCAAUACCUAAAGACAGAAAACACAAUAAUCAGAUUAAAACAUCAACUUUAUCAUUGUAAGAGAUCCGAAGCAGUAAAGGAACUUGCGGAGCAUGUGGCGAAAAACGAUACUCUAGAUAAGGAACAAACCGCGUUGAUGGAUGAGAUGAAGACUGUUCGUGAACAGAAAGAAGAAAAGACUAUAAUUAUUAAGAAGAAAAGUAAGAAAUGGGAUACUUUACAGCGACAGAAGGAUGAGGCUACAGCAAAGUACGACAAAUUACGCAAGCGGGAUGAGUCGUUACAUGCCGAACUAGUCGAAACGAAUAAACGGAGGAAAGCUAACACAGCAUCUAUCAAGACGGAAAAAAACAAAAUGGAAGAAUUGCUGACUGUACCAAAAAAGAAUACAAAAGAUAUCAAAGAAUGCGAGAAGUUGAUUGAAACACACACGAUCAAUAAAGAAAAAGAAGAGAUCGCGUUAACGACAUUGAUGGCGAGUCUACGAACACAAACGGAGCCGUUGUUGAUUGAACGAUCCAAUUUGGAAAAGGAACUUAUAUCUCUUAGGAAAAACGUGGAUCAAGCGAAAGCGGCAUAUGAUAUUGCAAAGUCCGAGCUAGAGCUUUAUACAUCGGUGGAAAAGGUUGAAAAAGAAACGCUAGAAAAUCUUCGAGAAGCUGUGGAGGAAACAACAAGCACUCUUAAGGAACGACAGAAGCAGCUGGCGUUAUUCGAGCGGAAAAUUCCGCUAACCAAAACUAGCUUGAAACAGGCACAAGAUGAAUUGAAUGAGGCAAAAAGAUGCGAAAUCGAAAAAACCGCUCAGCUAAAAAAGCUGAGAAUCACUUUCGAGGAACAGCGCUCUGCUAUGCAAGCCAGCACAUCGCGGAACCGUAUCCUGGAUGCAUUAAUGAGAGAGAAGCGAGAGGGACGGAUGCCUGGAAUAUUCGGAAGACUGGGCGAUUUGGGUGCUAUUGACGCCAAAUAUGAUGUUGCUAUAUCGACAGCAUGCGGUCCACUGGACAACAUCGUUGUAGAUACGUUGGCCACGGCGCAAGAAUGUAUUAGAUAUCUGCGGCAACAUAACAUAGGACGUGCAACAUUUAUACCAUUGGAAAAGCAACAGCGAUUCCUGUCCAAGUGCCACAGUAAAAUCCAAACGCCUGAAAAUGUGCAUCGAUUGUUCGAUUUAAUAAAGGUAGAGGAUGAACGGGUGCUGCCGGCGUUCUACUACGCUUUACACGAUACUCUGGUGGCGCAAGAUUUGGAUCAAGCGACGCGUAUUGCCUAUGGCAGGACACGUUAUCGCGUAGUAACGUUGAAAGGCGAGUUAAUCGAACUAUCUGGUACAAUGAGUGGCGGUGGACGUACAGUACUGCGAGGUCGAAUGGGCCAAAAGGUGGUGAGAAGCGAGCCGUCGAAUGCCGAUAUUGAGAAAUUGCAAUCACAACUAGAUAUCAUAUUUGAAGAGUGCAAUAAUCUGAGAGCAAAGCAGCAGCCACUAGAGCAGCAAAUUCAUGUGUUAACGACCGCUCUGCAAGACAUGAAAAUCGAUAGGCAAAAAUUCAGCAUCGAGGUACAAACGUUAAAAGAACAAGAACCAUCGUUGCAAGCACAGCUUAAAGCACAGGAAAAGAAAGCCAUUAAUUCGAUAUCGGAUCCAAAGAAGGUUGCUCAACUGCAACAAGCGUUAGACGCGGCAAACUUUCACUUGGAUGAGGUUAAGGAGAAUUCCGCUUCGGUAGAAAGAGAGGUAGAGUGUAUCAAUAGCAAAAUAGAUGAUAUCUCUGGCAAUCGGGUACGGAAUCAGCAGAAGAAAAUCGCGCAAUUAACCAAAUCGAUAGACCAGGCCAAGGCGGAGGUAUGCCGUCUGCAAGUGGCCAUCAAGACUGCUGAAAGGAACGUCAAGAAGACGGAGAAAUACAUUGAAACACUGGAGAGCGACGUACACGCUUGCGAGGAAAGAUUAAGAAACAUUCAGAAAGAGCAAUCUGAACUCGAGGAACACGCCAAGGUAAUGAUUGAUGAAUUGAAGGAGAUUAAUGAGGCAUUGACAGAACGAGAUGACGCUUUAUCGUCCUUAAGAGAUGAGUUGAACGAGUUGCAGGCGCGCGAAGACAGGAUGAAAGCGAUGAAGAUCGACUUGGAUCAAAAAUUACACGAGAGCAGAAAAUUACUGAAGGAACUUGAACAAGUAAUCCCCGAAUAUAAUCGAAAGAUAGCGGAUUUAAAAUUACGAGCGAUUCCCUGCGAGACUUUGGAGCCGCUUAAAGACUUGACGGAGGAAGAGAUCGAUCAAUUGGAUGUAAAAAUGGUGGCACAGAAUCUACAGAAGGCUAAAAAGAAGCUACCCGAGCAGAUACCUAAUAUGCAGAUUAUUGCGGAUUAUCAGGAAAAGGACGCAUUGUACAUACGUCGUGCUGCUGAUUUGGAGGAAAUGACGUUGAUGCGCAAUAAGAUGCGCGAUAUCUAUGAAACCGCUCGGCGACGUAGAAUUCAAGAAUUCCAGGAUGGCUUUAGCCUGAUUACCAUGAAAUUAAAAGAAAUGUAUCAGAUGAUCACAUUGGGCGGCGAUGCGGAAUUGGAGCUAGUGGACUCGUUGGAUCCGUUUAGCGAGGGUAUUGCAUUCAGUGUGCGUCCACCGAAGAAAUCAUGGAAGAGCAUCAGCAAUCUCAGCGGCGGUGAAAAAACCUUGAGUUCGCUGGCGCUAGUUUUUGCCCUUCAUCACUAUAAACCUACGCCGCUAUAUUUUAUGGAUGAGAUUGAUGCGGCGCUCGACUUCAAAAAUGUCUCAAUCGUCGGUAACUAUAUCAAAGAGCGCACGAAGAACGCGCAAUUCAUCGUCAUCUCACUACGCUCAAACAUGUUUGAAUUGGCGGAUUAUCUAGUGGGUAUCUAUAAAACAUAUAACUGUUCCAAGAGUGUGACUCUCAAUUUGGGCCGUUACUAUGAAAACAACGGCAUCUUACCGCCCACGCAACUCACUUCCAAGAGCUACGCGACGCAAGCUUCGCAAAGAACGCAAGCAAUCUUAUCGCAACGCGUCCAAGCUGGUUCACGUAAGGAGAACACUGCGUCUGUAUUGAAUAAUAAUAAUGCGAAAGAAACACAGUCAAACGAGGAGAGGGUGCUGUCUGCGAAAGAUAAUAACACGAAGGAAGUGAUGCAAAAUGGAGAAAAGACGCCACAAAAGACGAACAAUAAAGCGAAAGAAACGGUGUUAAACGCAGAAAAGUCACCAGUUAUGAAGAGUAAUAACGCAAAGAAGACGCAACAAAAGGAACAACCGGAAGUCGAUCAAUUGAGUCUUCCAGAUUUAGAAGUGUGUAUGACACCACAACAAAGACCAACUCGGCGUUCCAGUAGACUUGCAAGGAAAAGCGAGGAGAUACAAGAAACAACAAGUAUUAACAAAGAACCAAUCAAUAAGAGGCGAAAAUUGAAGUGACUGAACAAUUUUACAAAUGAUUUCGCCGUCCCUAAAUAUAUUAAAUUUUAUUUAUAAAAUUAUACGUGCGAUCGUGUCGCAGAGAGUUAUGCGUCUAUGCCAAUGAAUCUGGAUUCAAAUCCAGCUAAACAUUGAAUCUAUUCGAUUGCCAAUUCUCGAAAGGCAAUAAUGGCAAUCUACUGAGAGUAUUUUGUCAAAAAAAAUGACCAUCCUUUAAUCUCUAAGUCGUUCGCAAACAGCAUUAAAGUAUAAACCCAAUAUGUCUGCAGAAAAUAAUAAAAAGUCUUUGUAAUAAUGAAUUAUGGAUGGACGUAUUCUGAAAAUAUAAAUUUAGUAUUAUAAAAAGAAGAGAUGAUGCAUGCAGUGGGAUGAAGUUCAAUGUAUUGAGGAAAUUAGUUUCAAUUUUAAAUAAUUGUA